Ruditapes philippinarum (Manila clam) is the source of this 629-nucleotide messenger RNA. RefSeq lists its product as uncharacterized. The coding region runs from base 48 to 449 and encodes 133 amino acids. The record is from RefSeq and is a predicted model, not a curated record. The transcript is spliced from 4 exons. NCBI's taxonomy places the organism in Eukaryota, Metazoa, Mollusca, Bivalvia, Venerida, Veneridae.
AAAUGAUUAAUAAUAGAUAACGUUGAUUAAGAUCCGAAAGUGUCAUCAUGAAUAUUCCACUGAUUCUGACUACAAUAAUAUUCAUCAGCUCUGUUAAUUACGUCGAAUCUUUACUGUGCUAUUCAUGCAGUGAUUUAAAAAGCAACGAGCAAUGUUUCAAUACAACCAUGUGUCCAGAUGGAGAGGCUUGUUAUGGUAGAGCAGAUGGACUCUUAACAUCGGAAGUGAAACAUACAACUGGGUGUACAAAGGAGCUUGUAAUAUCUAUUACUGUUGUAACAAGGUGUAUUUUUCGGGUAAUCUGUGUUUUGAGAUGUUCCCUAGCUUUCCUGUGUUUUUAUCCAUAUUGUUUAUGUAAGAGUGCUUUCCCCUUGACUUUGGCGGGAAUUUGUACGUGUCUCGUGAAUCUCGUUUUCAUUUCGUUCAGUGCGUUGGUUGGUAGCCAUUGAGAGAGGAAGGUAUCUCUGUUCAGAAGUUGUGAUGUUUUUUACACUUUAACAUGUUUCUUUUUGGUUGGAAACAGUUCAUCUUUGUAUAAGGUAACUAUUGCAAUGGCUGAAGUAAUUUAUUAAAGAAUUAUUCUUUGUUAUUUUGGCUAAGUAAUGUACAUGUUUCAUUUCGAAGAUAAA